AUGGGAGCUAUGUUGGACAACUUGUCCCACUCCAUUUCAAAUGCUAUCUUGGCAUCCAAAUAUGCUUCUGGCUUGACACUCCCUAAGGCUACAAAAAAGACCCACUAUAUGGUCAAACACACCUCCAAAUCUGUACAUACAGACAGGUUGCGUCCUGUUACCAUUGAUGACGUGGUGCCCCUACGUAAAAGAGCCACCCAUCGGGCAAAAAUGGUGCAGACAUGGAAGAGGGCAAAGUCCCUGACUGAUUCUUCUGACUCUGGGUCGGAAUCUGAGGAGGUUUCUGACUCUGCUAUCCUUGACCCGGAGGGAGAAGCCCUGUUUAACCCCAAUUCCCUGCAAAACCCAAGGUCAGCUGAGUGGUACCACACUGACCAUGUGGCCAAGUAUAUUGCGGCUAGGAUUAGAGAACUCCUAGAGAACCACUAG
This is a messenger RNA of Pelobates cultripes (western spadefoot toad), 429 nucleotides long. NCBI's taxonomy places the organism in Eukaryota, Metazoa, Chordata, Amphibia, Anura, Pelobatidae. The record is from the annotation of a GenBank genome assembly.